Salvelinus sp. IW2-2015 is the source of this 481-nucleotide messenger RNA. RefSeq names its product hemagglutinin/amebocyte aggregation factor-like. Gene Ontology annotation, biological process: collagen fibril organization. Gene Ontology annotation, cellular component: extracellular matrix. Lineage: Eukaryota; Metazoa; Chordata; Actinopteri; Salmoniformes; Salmonidae. The record is from RefSeq and is a predicted model, not a curated record.
ACCAUUAAUAGAGCCAUGACAAUGCACAUCUCUCAUUUCAGUCAGCAUYACAACYKCUAUGAAGACCGUUUGUGGGGCUUUGCGUGCAAAGCCACGUUUYUCUCAGAGCCCGAGUGCKYCUGGUCUCCUUACGUAAAUGACUUCGACCAGGAGUUCACCUURGAAUGCCCCAAAAACAAUGUCCUCACCGGGAUGAACAGCUACCAUUCCAACCSCCAUGAGGACAGAAGGUGGAAGUUCUACUGCUGUCGAGUCAACAGCUACUGUAACCAGYASUGUCAGUGGACCCCCUACGUCAACGACUUMGAUGAGGUCAUGUCUUGGCAAGUCCCAAGCCUGAACUACCUAGUUGGGGCCGGAAGCUACCAUUCCAAUCCUCAUGAAGAUCGUCGCUGGAGAUACCAGUACUGCACACGGAAGUCAAACUGCUGAUAUUACAGCUGAUUAUUCCAUUCUUGAAUAAAGAUUGCCUAUUGCCUUC